GCGAGCAGCUCGGCCUCCAGCGCCGUCGAGGCCCCCCGCCGCCGCCGCCGCCGCGGGCCAUGUGCCCCCCGGAGCUCCUCCGCGCCCUGCUGCAGAGGCGCCCGAAGGUUCUGCCGCCGGCGAAGGAGGCGAAGGGCAGGCGUCGGAGGUGGAGGUGGUGGCCGGCCCGCUGCUUGCCCGUCUGGUCGGGGAUGUCCCGCGGCGCCAGCGCCGGCCCCUCGUCGUCGUCGUCCUCGGCUUCGUCCUCGUCCUCCACGUGCUGCUCCUCGCGCAAGGCGGAGCAAGCCCGCGGCCCCUUCGGCGAAGAGCAGUUCCUGGCCGUUUGCCGGGAGUCGACCAAGCCCCGGGAAGCGGCCAGGGCCGCCUGGGAGCUCAUGGCCGAGACCGCCAGCUUCUGCAUCUUCCGGCUCUUCGACGAGAAAUCUGGACUGUACGAGUAUAAAGUCUAUGCCACUCUUGGUGAUUGUUCCCCAGAUGUAUGUGCAGAAGUGUACAUGGAUUUAACCUACAGAUCACAAUGGGACCGGUAUCUUAGAGAUAUAAGUGAGAAACCUUUUGAGGGCAGAACAGUAAUCCGCUGGGAAGUGAAGUUCCCUUUCCCCAUGGCAAAUAGAGAUUAUGUUUUCGUUCGUGAGCGUAAAGAUAUGGAACUUGAAGGGAAGAAGAUAUAUGUUAUAUUGGCUAAAAGCGUGAAUACCACUAAAUUCCCAGAGAAGACUGGGAUUGUUAGAGUAAAGAAUUAUAAACAAUGUGUGGCCUUUGAAAGCGAUGGCAAGAAAGGCUCCAAAGUUUUCAUGUCAUACUUUGAUGACCCUGGUGGCAAGGUUCCUUCGUGGCUUGUCAACUGGGGAACUAAGACUGGAGUGCCUAACUUCUUGAUUGAUAUGGAGAAAGCUUGCCACAGUUACCGCAAAAGAUAAAACUGCUCCAUGAAUGUGAUCCAGAUUGAUAGCUGAAAGGUAUAUUUUGCAUGGAUAAUGAGCCAUGGACACAUCACUGAAUAACAUCUGCCUUUUGGGAUAGUAAUCAUGAGCCAUGUAAGUUCCCAGGCAUGUGACAAUGAAACAUAUUAAAACUUUUCGUUUUUCAUUUUCCA
Podarcis muralis (Common wall lizard) is the source of this 1096-nucleotide messenger RNA. It is a transcript of the gene PCTP, whose product is annotated as phosphatidylcholine transfer protein. The record is from RefSeq and is a predicted model, not a curated record. NCBI's taxonomy places the organism in Eukaryota, Metazoa, Chordata, Lepidosauria, Squamata, Lacertidae. Gene Ontology annotation, molecular function: phosphatidylcholine intramembrane carrier activity; phosphatidylcholine binding.